AUGAACUCUUCAGAAUUUUGGACCCUAGCUCGCAAUUUAAAUGGUACUAAAUAUAUUAUUGACAACAGCUUAAGCCCGCAAGUUUUGCAGAACCAUUUCCAGCAACUUUUAAACCCAACAUCAAACGAGAUAUCCAAGUACCAUUACGCCCCACCUAACUUUCAAGAGCCUAUUUUAGAUUCACCUAUCACUAUACAAGAAGUUUCUUCUAUUGUCAAUGGACUCAAGGAUGGCAAAGCAGCUGGAUCGGAUAGGAUACCUGUAGAAUUUUACAAGUACGGAUCGAAUAAUCUCAUUCAGACGCUAACCGGCCUAAUUAACAGCGUCAUGGAAAAUGGUGUAAUACCUGAACAGUUUAAGGAAGCUUUAGUGUUUCCCAUUUACAAGAAAGGUUGUGCAAUGAAUCCUGCGAACUACAGAG
This is a messenger RNA of Eupeodes corollae, 421 nucleotides long. RefSeq lists its product as uncharacterized. The transcript has a single exon. The record is from RefSeq and is a predicted model, not a curated record. NCBI's taxonomy places the organism in Eukaryota, Metazoa, Arthropoda, Insecta, Diptera, Syrphidae. The annotation marks the transcript as partial.